UUGCUGUCAUCAAUACGAUUUUUACUUCUCUGAUGGAGCUCCACAACAAUUCAAAAACAAGAAAGCAUUUACAAACUUAUGUUAUCAUUAUGCUGACUUCGAAAUCAACGCUGAGUGGCAUUUUUUUGCAACUGCCCAUGGCAAAGGACCAUGCGAUGGUCUUGCGGGUUCAUUAAAACGAUAUGCUGCUAGAGCUUCAUUACAAAUGAACAAUAAAGAGCAUAUACUGAAACCACAAGAUUUGUUUUCCUGGGGAACGAAAAAUUUUACAAGCGUUGACUUUACUUUUAUAGCUAAUGACGAUUAUUUAAUAAAAAAAAAUGUGUUAGACGUACGAUAUUCUCAAUCGAAAACGGUGAAAGGUACACAGUCAUUACACACUUUUGUGCCUUUAAAAGAUGAAAUUGGUUAUGCUUUCAUUAAAACUGUGUCCACAUCUCAAAAAAGUUCAAAAAUAAAAUACUCAGAAAUUUUGAACCACCUGCUUAAAAGAUGAGUCUAUACUUCGUCACUUAUCAUGCAGAUGGCGCUCACAACUCCCUUUAUUUACUUUCAUUUUGUGAUUCUUUCUUGAGCGAUUUCUUUUCGGAUCGUUUGUUCUUGACAAAAAUAUAAUUGCUCAAGUUUUUAAGUAAUAAUUAUUGCGUUACUUUGAUAUUUCAUCGCCAUGAGUAAACGUAUACGGUCAGUAAAUUGUUGUAAUCCAUUCAAUGAGUCACAUAAAAAAGGAGUUAAAGAUUUAAGAAAAUUUCCCGACGAAGAUCGUUGGAAAUUUCGUGACCUCAGAGGAAGAGGAAAUUAUUUCAAGUCAAAUUAGUGAUGAAAGUCUGAGUAUAUCAGCUGAAAUUUGUACUCAAGGAAGCAGUUUAUCUCGAACUGUCAGUAAUUUUAGCGACAAUCUAUGUGAUUACAAUGAUCAUUCUUUAGAGCGAUUUUUGAAAAUUCCUCUUAUUGAAAAAGACAGGUUAUAUUCUGAAAAAAAUUAUGGAGUAAAAAAACUUGAUGAGAGCUAUGCUGCCCUAGAGAAUAAGUUCCAAUCACAAUUUGGAAUAGUACCUGAAUCUACCUACGGAAAGAUUAAUCAAGAUCAUUGCUCCAUGAUAGCUAAACUGAAGAAAUUAUAUAACGCUGAAAGUGACAAAUCAAUAAAAAAGAAGCUGCUUUCAAUUUUACCCGACAGUUGGGAAGUCAGUCGUAUAGCAUCUGAAUUUAACUGUUCUCGAAAAAUGGUACUGAAUCUUAAAAAUGAUAUCAGUGAAUCUGAGAAUGUUGAUUUUGACUCUGGUGAAAUGACUACUAAUACUUUGAAUCCCACAAAAGUUCCAGGCAAUCAGCCGCUUAAGUUAGAUGUAAAAAAACUUGUCAUUGAUUUUUAUGAAAGCGAAGAAAACUCAAAACAAUUAGCGAGCAUGAAAGAUUUUAAAUCUGUGAAGGAUUGUGAUGGAAAUCGAACUAGGGUACAAAAAAAGUUGACUCUUUGUAAUUUAAAAGAAUUGUACCAAAGCUUCAAAGCGCAAUAUAAUUCAGUGGCAAUCGGAUUUUCUAAAUUCGCUAGUUUGAGGCCUACUUAUUGUAUUCUUGCUGGAAGUAGUGGUACACAUGUCGUAUGUGUUUGUACUAUUCAUCAAAAUGUAAAAUUGAUGUUAGAAGGAUGUAAUUUUCCAAAAUUUGCGAAAAACACCGAUUGGGUUGUAGAAUCUCAGCCAAUUUACAAAAAUUUAUUAAAUAAAUUAGUUUGUAACAAUCCAAAAGAAUCGUGCUUUUCCAGAAUGUGCAAUAGUUGUCCAAAUAGUGAAGAAAUCGCUGAUUAUUUUCGUGUGUCGUUUAAUGAAUCUGAUGUUAAUGAAAUCCAAUAUAAAAUGUGGACAUCAACAGACCGUUGUACUAUUGUGAAUGUUACUUCAGAUUCCGAAGACUUCAUCGAGACUUUAGUGACGCAACUUGAUAAGCUUUUGAAACAUGAUUUUAUUGCGAAAACACAGUCGAUUUUUUUCUGAUACAAAACUAAAUUUAAAGAGCGGGGAAUUCGCCGUAGUAUUUGACUUUUCGGAAAAUUAUGCAUUCGUUGUGCAGGAAGCAGCUCAAGGCUUUCAUUGGAACAAUGAUCAAGCUACUAUAUUUCCAAUGGUGAUUUAUUAUAACGAAAAUGAUACUAUUAAGCAUUUGAGCUUUGUUGGUAUUUCAGAUUGUCUUAAGCACGACACAGUUUUAAUUUAUUUAUUUCAAGAGCAAUUGAUUGCCUUUCUUAGAAAGAAGUUUGCUGUCAUCAAUACGAUUUUUUACUUCUCUGAUGGAGCUCCACAACAAUUCAAAAACAAGAAAGCAUUUACAAAAUUAUGUUAUUAUUAUGCUGACUUCGAAAUCAACGCUGAGUGGCAUUUUUUUGCAACUGCCCAUGGCAAAGGAUCAUACGAUGGUCUUGCGGGUUCAUUAAAACGAUAUGCUGCUAGAGCUUCAUUACAAAUGAACAAUAAAGAGCAUAUACUGAAACCACAAGAUUUGUUUUCCUGGGGAACGGAAAAUUUUACAAGCGUUGACUUUACUUUUAUAGCUAAUGACGAUUAUUUAAUAAAAAAAAAUGUGUUAGACGUACGAUAUUCUCAAUCGAAAACGGUGAAAGGUACACAGUCAUUACACACUUUUGUGCCUUUAAAAGAUGAAAUUGGUUAUGCUUUCAUUAAAACUGUGUCCACAUCUCAAAAAAGUUCAAAAAUAAAAGUAUUUUAAUUAUAAUGAA
Cotesia glomerata is the source of this 2737-nucleotide messenger RNA. RefSeq lists its product as uncharacterized. The record is from RefSeq and is a predicted model, not a curated record. The transcript is spliced from 6 exons. Lineage: Eukaryota; Metazoa; Arthropoda; Insecta; Hymenoptera; Braconidae. Bases 1098 to 1997 code for a protein of 299 amino acids.